GGAUCAGGAAAUCAUUGAACUGAUGCCGAUACCAUCGACAUCACAGGAAAACAGCAACGCUGCCACCAUAUCCAUAUCGACUGAAAAUAUUGAUGAUGAUGACGACGAGAAAGAGGAAGGAAACAAUAAUGCUUUUCUGAACCAGGAAAAAAUUGAGGUGCUAUUAAUGCCAACGACAUCACAGGGAAAAGACAAUGCUUCCGCUAUACUGAUGCCAACUGAAAAUAUUGAUGAUGAUGACGCCGACCCUGGCGAAGGUAACUGUAACGAUUUUCUGGAGCAGAAAAGCAUGGAACAGAUGUCGAUGCCAUCGACAUCACAGGGCAACAGCAAUGCUGCCGCUAUAUUGAUAUCAACUGAAAAUAUUGAUGAUGACAACGACGAAGAACCAGACAGCUUUACUACUCAAAAGCUGUUUUCUUUUGCUUGGCAAAUAGCAAAGGGAAUGAAUCAUCUUGCAGAGAAAGGCUUCAUUCAUCGUGACCUUGCAGCUCGUAAUAUUCUGGUUGGCACUGAUAACCGAGUCAAAGUGUCAGACUUUGGAUUGAUGCGAGAAAUCUACGAGGACUUGUACAGUGGAAAGAAUACAAAGAAGCUUCCUGUGAAAUGGAUGGCCCCAGAAUCAAUUAAUGACAGCAUUUACACCAUCAAGAGUGAUGUCUGGUCCUUUGGAAUACUUCUUUGGGAAAUGGCCACCAUGGGAGGUGUGCCGUAUCCCACGUUAACCAAUCGAGAGCUGUGUCAACUUUUGAAGACUGGUUAUCGCAUGGAAAGGCCUGACAUGUGUUGUGAUGAAGUGUAAGUAACUAAAUUGCGUUGAGAUCAGUUGUCCCUCUUUCGAAAUAGGGCUGAUACUUGAAAACAAGCAAUUAUCCAAUACUUACAAAUUGAAAUGCUUGUGGCUCGCAUGAAUAUAUUUAUAUCGUAUAAAAACAACUGGUAAUGCUGCUACUAAAAGUAGAGGGCAGUCAUUCAUGAAGACCACAACUAUCGUAGAGGAACAUUGUUGUUUUUAAACUGUGGACAAACGAUAUGCGAACAACCAAUGUUAUGGACAUAUAGUGGCUUAAAUUAAAUAUAUACAAAGGAUCUGUAAUAUGAACUAUAUCCGUCCAAAUUUACAUAAGAUUUAUUUUAAAACCUGA
Molecule: messenger RNA, 1145 nt
Organism: Orbicella faveolata
Lineage: Eukaryota; Metazoa; Cnidaria; Anthozoa; Scleractinia; Merulinidae
Biological process (GO): positive regulation of kinase activity; protein phosphorylation; cell surface receptor protein tyrosine kinase signaling pathway
Cellular component (GO): plasma membrane; signaling receptor complex
Molecular function (GO): transmembrane receptor protein tyrosine kinase activity; ATP binding
Source: RefSeq, a predicted model, not a curated record